GAAACCAUCGAAUAAGAAUAUUUUAAUUGAUUGCCCCAAAAAAAAUAAGAUCAAAGGGCAUUUCUCAUCAAGCUUGCAAUUCUAACAUUACCAAUCCAUCAAUCAACGGGAAACACAGAGCUUGAGACAUUUUGCGCAAAUGGCAGGAGUUGGACCUAUCUCACAAGACUGGGAGCCGGUUGUCAUUCGUAAAAAAGCCCCCAACGCCGCCACCAAGAAGGACGAGAAAGUUGUCAACGCCGCCCGUCGCGCUGGCGCCGAUAUCGAAACUAUUAAAAAAUCAAAUGCUGGCACAAACAAGGCUGCCUCUAGCAGCACUUCUCUGAACACAAGGAAACUUGAUGAAGAUACUGAGAAUCUUACUCAUGAACGAGUACCCACUGAACUCAAGAAAGCAAUUAUCCAGGCGCGAACUGAAAAGAAACUCACCCAAUCUCAACUUGCUCAGCUGAUCAAUGAGAAGCCUCAAAUUCUACAGGAGUAUGAAUCAGGUAAAGCCAUUCCUAAUCAGCAGAUACUUACCAAGCUGGAAAGGGCUUUUGGUAAAAAACUGCGAGGAAAGAAGUAAAGAGGAUCCCUUAGGAAACUGCUUCCAGUACUUUUAAUGUUGUCGUUGAGUGAGUCUUUAAAUUUGGUGGUGUAUACGAGCUUGUUCUACCAUUGUCAUGGCUUGCUUAUAAGUGUCUUUGGCAGUUUGGCUCUUUGUGACCGCUAUAAAUCUUUGAGGUCUUUGCCUUUGCUUGCGCUUAACUCUAUUUCAAGCACAUAUUGCAUCAUAAGUAGAAAGUGUCAUUAUCAUUCUACUCUAA
This is a messenger RNA of Mangifera indica (mango), 809 nucleotides long. Its product is annotated as multiprotein-bridging factor 1a-like. Gene Ontology annotation, cellular component: nucleus. Gene Ontology annotation, molecular function: DNA binding. The transcript has 4 exons. The record is from RefSeq and is a predicted model, not a curated record. NCBI's taxonomy places the organism in Eukaryota, Viridiplantae, Streptophyta, Magnoliopsida, Sapindales, Anacardiaceae. The coding region runs from base 140 to 568 and encodes 142 amino acids.